AUGUCGACGGAUACAAUGUAUUUCAAUAGUUCCCGGCUCAUGUCUAUGCCUGGGAAAAAUAGUACAAGCUAUCUUCAAAAGCCGGAGAAAAAAGCGUUGAAAAAUGCUAAAAUGAACAAAUAUCGACAAGAAAAGAACGGAUCAGAGCCGAUUCCUGCGGCUCAGACGCUCCCAAAUGGUCAGAAACCUGAUUUUGGUAAUUCUGGCCGGAAAAAACCGAACGACGAGCGGCGUCAUGCAGGCAAUGGCGGUCGUGGCCGUCGAGGCAAUAAAAAUAACAGCAGACGAGCGCCAGAUACUGCCGAUGAACUUACACGCGACUUCAAAGAGUUUCUUUCUGUUGAGGAUGGAGACCAGACUGCAAAGAGAGGAGAAGGCCACCCUGGGGACGGUGGUGGUAGUGGUGUCCGGGUCAACAAUGCAAUCUCGGGUAGGACUGCCUUGAAAAGUCCCAAAGAGUGUCCCAACGACCAACAGACAACGUUGCAGAACCCGCAUUUUCCUGUCAAGACUCCUACUCUUCAGGCGCAGCCCCUACCUCUACCCUCUCAAGGGUACCCGCCGGUUCACUAUUCACCUGCAGUGUCGCCCAUGCCUUAUUUUAACCCUCCUCCUUUGAGUGCCUCGUCGAUUCCGAAUCAGCCUGGGCUUUUCCAACAAGAGUUCCAACAUCAACAGCAAUGCUAUAAAAUGCACAACGGAUACCCUCCUUGGAACUAUCAGCCCAAUUACGCAUUGACCAGCGGAGCCUUACCGUCGUUUACGGCUCCGCAAUCGGCGCUGAUGGGCAUUCCUAACACGGUGCCUCCAAACUACUUCACUUUCCCAGCGCCUCCUAUGCAGGUGCCCAAGCAGCUUCCUGACAACGCGUCCUCUUUCUCAGAGUCGAGUCCUAACACGACGCCAAUGCAAACCCGGUCGCAGUCGUCGAGAUCUUCAAGUGGAAGUGCGCCUGAGUACAAGAGAUCACCUAGUGGUUUCAAAAACCACGUGCAACCUAACACUACUGCUGGGGGCAAGAAGACAAGAAAGUCGAGCGGUGGUAAUGGCAACAGUCGGUCUGGCUACGCGGGCGCUUCGUUUGCCACGAGCUUGCCAGAAGUAGCGACUUUGCCUAAACCAAGUUUCGCAUGA
This is a messenger RNA of Lachancea mirantina, 1134 nucleotides long. The record is from the annotation of a GenBank genome assembly. Lineage: Eukaryota; Fungi; Ascomycota; Saccharomycetes; Saccharomycetales; Saccharomycetaceae.